Messenger RNA from Dothidotthia symphoricarpi CBS 119687, 910 nucleotides. RefSeq lists its product as uncharacterized. NCBI's taxonomy places the organism in Eukaryota, Fungi, Ascomycota, Dothideomycetes, Pleosporales, Dothidotthiaceae. Bases 41 to 484 code for a protein of 147 amino acids. The transcript has a single exon. The record is from RefSeq and is a predicted model, not a curated record.
UCACGUUCAACUCGCAUCCACUGCUCUUACACAAAUCAACAUGGCGAUCCAAUCGACCUUCCAGCCCACACCUCCUGUCCGCACAUCAACAGUCGACUCCCAAAAUACACAAGGAUCCGGCCAGAUGUCACCUCCAACAUCCCCCGCAUUACCCUCCCGCACAGCAACCGCCUCGCCAACAGAAGACUCCUUCUUCGGCGCAAUCACAGCACGCAUGCGACGCGACCGCUCACGCAGCGCUUCACGUAGACGCGACAAGUCGCCCAUGGUCAUGCCGCCCGUGCAAGUCCCUUCCACCACAACACAACCCCGACAAGCGACAAAGGCUGCGCAACCAUCGAGACCGAGCUUGCAGAGCGAAGGCCGGAGGAGCACAAGUGGCAGUGAUCCGUGGCGGGGACGGCAUUCGAAUGACUGGCUGUUCAACGGGUUCUCGGUGACGGAUACGGCGAGAGAUAUCUUUCGGGUUGGAAGGAAGUCGUAGGUGAGGAGGUGGGCUCGAAUACUGCUGAAUGGUAGCACACUGUUGAACGGGUGUUGAGUAGCCUCUUGACGACUUUUAUGAGAUAUAUGAGCAAUGAUAAUGAUAUGGAUUGAUGUGUGUAUGCUCCUGCGUGAGAUAAUUGUUUUUCAUGAGCCUCAAACUUUGUAGGCUGGUGUACUCUCCUCGGGAUGACUCUACCUGUCUCUUCUAAAGGUCUUCACAUCACCUUGAAGGAGAAUUGGAGCAGAGAAUACCUUUUGAAAUUUGAAGGUGUGAGAUGCGUUGCUUGGAUUACACCCCUCAUAUAGACACAUACUUGAUACGCGAUGAGAACAGCGUUCCCUGACGCCGUAACGACGACUACACACUUGCGAUGCAGAAGUUUAGUCGUGAUCAAGAGAAGUAGAUCCACAACCCGUCUCGCAC